This is a messenger RNA of Hippocampus zosterae (dwarf seahorse), 1921 nucleotides long. It is a transcript of the gene rhof, whose product is annotated as ras homolog family member F. The transcript is spliced from 6 exons. The coding region runs from base 200 to 940 and encodes 246 amino acids. Gene Ontology annotation, biological process: small GTPase-mediated signal transduction; cell migration. NCBI's taxonomy places the organism in Eukaryota, Metazoa, Chordata, Actinopteri, Syngnathiformes, Syngnathidae. Gene Ontology annotation, molecular function: GTP binding; GTPase activity. The record is from RefSeq and is a predicted model, not a curated record.
GGCGCAGCGUGCGCUUGCCGGUCAUAGGCACAAGUCGCUGUACACCGGCACGCAGGGUAAAAUCGCGAGGUGUCAUCUGUAGUCGGGUAGACAGGAACGGGAAGUGGUAAGCAGACACACAUGCUCAAAGAUGAGACUCGCAUUGAAAUCAAGCCGAGACCUGCCCAUGUGUUGAUUUCGCAGCCUUUCUUUGCCAUGCAUGGUUUUGAAUGAGGGAGUAGCCAGGUCCUGUGAGACUCUUUUUUUUACAAGCAGAAUGACACAAAAUAAAGAUGCCGGCGGUUGUAACGGCAGCGGCGGGGAGGGCGAGGAACUCAAGAUAGUCAUUGUGGGAGAUGGAGGCUGUGGGAAAACUUCUCUUCUCAUGGUGUAUGCCAAAGAUUACUUUCCGGAGAAAUAUGCUCCCACGGUGUUUGAAAAAUAUACCACCUCUGUGGUCCUUCGAGGAAAAGAAGUGAAGCUCACCGUGUGUGACACAGCAGGCCAGGAGGACUACGACCGUCUGCGACCGCUUUCGUACCAGCAGGCCCAUCUCAUUCUGGUCUGCUUUGACGUGACCAACCCCACCAGUUUUGACAAUGUGACCAUCAAGUGGCACCCGGAGGUGAAGCACUUCUGUCAAGAAGUCCCGGUCAUCCUGAUUGGCUGCAAGACUGACCUCAGGAAGGACAAAGAGUGCACCAGGAGGCUGAAGGCCGUCAACCAGGCUCCCGUAACGUACACGCAGGACGCAGGGCCUGGCCGCCCAGCAGCGGAUGAACGCCGAGCUCUACCUGGAAUGUUCGGCCAAGUACCAGGAGAACGUGGACGACGUGUUCAGGGAGGCCACCAAGAAGGCUUUGGCCUUCCGCCGCAAGCAAAACCACUACAAACGCAAGAGGAAUUGUGCCCUCCUAUGACCGCGGCACAUUUUGGUUGCUCGGACGUGGUUUUGUCUUAAGAUUAAAACUUAACCCUAAAUGUACAAAUACAACCGAACUGUACAUACAAAAUGCACUGCGCGACAUGUUUGAAAAAAUGUUGGAGCCACGUGGUUACGCAGUUGGGAAUUGGAAUGUUUCUUUUGCAUACCACUAGAGGGAGCAGGGUACCACACCGACUAUCCCUCGAAGCCUUUGAAUCCAUCAUGUCCGACUGUAAUUUAAAUAUUCGUCUCGGGCUUUAUUCUUGGUAAAUUACGUCUUUCUUCGUGAAGUAUUACCAUCUUUCUGGUUUUUGAUAAAUAUUUCAGCCAACAACGCUCUUUAGUAUUUGGUACACGGUCUACAAAGUUGAAAUUCACCGCCCAAUCGUGAUCACGCUUGUUGAUGGCUUCAAGCUAAGUGCCAAGCUAACGGAGAGGGGCGUGGCCACUGAGCAUGCGGUCGCAUCAUCAGUUGGUUGCUACGACGAAACUGAUAGUCAAUAGAAAUACAGACAAUUGGAUACUUAUAAAUCUUCACGGAUUGAACACCCUUUGGGAAUUUUGCCGCUCAGCUCCUUGUUUUCAAACAGCAAACUGUGAUCAAAGUACAAUUGAACAGCUGGAAAUGUGCAGUCAAAACCACGUCAAAUUAAGUUCACCCUAAAAUGUUAAUGCGCAUUUUAGGUUUGUCCUAAAAUUUCAUCCCAAAUCGCGGUAUGCUGAACUCGAGUACGGUUGUGUAUAUGUUGCUUCUCAUUAUGAAAAAUAUUUUCAUUUUCUGUUUUUUUUAAAUUACAAAUGAUUGUAUUUUGACCCUGUUACUGAAGCACAAUGCCAAAUAGGACUCACAUCCUGACUGCAAAUGACUCAAGAAAGUUUCAAAAGAUAUUAAUGUGAGAUGAUUAUGUCAAUAGAUCAUUCAAAAUACCCACCCCCAUUUUUUAUUACAUUUUUUACGAUAUGCUAUCUUUUGCACCAUUCUGAGGGGAACUCGAUAAGAUUGGUUGCAUCUGUAUU